Spodoptera litura is the source of this 6393-nucleotide messenger RNA. RefSeq names its product Cadherin 86C (gene Cad86C). Gene Ontology annotation, molecular function: calcium ion binding. Lineage: Eukaryota; Metazoa; Arthropoda; Insecta; Lepidoptera; Noctuidae. Gene Ontology annotation, biological process: homophilic cell-cell adhesion. The record is from RefSeq and is a predicted model, not a curated record. Gene Ontology annotation, cellular component: plasma membrane.
GAGUCACGCAGCGGACGCGCGCCGCCACAACCCGGCGCGCGCAUACACACACGAACAUCAAAAACAUUUGUUUCAUACAAACUUUUUACCGGUGUAUUAUUAACUGUGUUUGACUGUUUUGUACGGAGGUUUGAGUGCACUUUGAGUGACUUGGGGACGUGAUAGGAUUUGGCGGGAGUCUGGAGGGAAAGUGGCAGGACGGAGGCGCGAGCGCGCCCUCUUUUACAUAAUCGUUGAUAACUGGAGCUUUCGUAAUUGUUGCGUGAUAACAGUGGAGUAAUAACGGUAGCCGUGCCUCCCAAAGAAUGAGGAAUAAGCAACGAUGCUGGAAACGCUGCUUUGGCCCCGACACACAGAAAUCAACAGGAUGACCUUCGCCUUGGCGCUGGUGGUGGUGUGGUGGGCGGUCGGCGUGCGCGCCGGCGAGCCGGUGUUUGACCCCAGCACCCUGAUGCGACUGGUCCUCGUCCCGGCUGACGUCCCCGUUGGCUCCGUCAUCUACCGCGUCCGCGCCUCCGACCCUGACUUCGAUUAUCCACUGCACUUCGAACUUAUUGGUCAAAUGGGUCGCCUAGACAUCGGUGUGGAGACUCUUCCUUGCACUCGCUACAACUCAGUGUGCCAAGCUAACAUCAUUCUGUUGAGGCGGUUGGAACCUGGUCGCUACGUGGACUUCAGGCUAUCAGUUCGUAACACCAGGGGGCGAAGCUCCCGGAUUGCAUGUUCCGUCACAGGGACCAAUGCUACGACGCCCAGGGAUACCAUUUUUCCACACCAACCUGGCAUUAUUCUAGUGCCUGAGGAUGCCAAACGUGGAACUGAUCUUGAGAUUGUGAUUGCAAGAAAAAACCCUGUGUCACCGAAGCCUUUGGAACUCGAACUUUGGGGGUCACCGCUCUUCGCAAUCCGGCAACGCCGCGUAUCAGCUGAGAACACUGAGGGAACCAUAUUCCUAGUAGGACCUCUUGACUUCGAGGCCCAAUCUAUGUACCAUUUGACACUACUGGCUGUGGAUCCCUACAUAGAAAUAGGCAAAGAUACGCGCAACAUCGCUGGUUUGGAAGUGGUGGUGGUCGUUCAAGAUGUGCAGGACAUGCCACCAGUGUUCACCUCUGCUCCUCCAAUCACCCACCUUCCAAGGCAGGUGGCACCAGGAGAUAUGGUGGUUAGGGUCAGGGCUGAGGAUGGGGACAAAGGAGCUCCCAGACAGAUCAGAUAUGGACUAGUGUCUGAGGGCAACCCGUUUACGCCAUUCUUCAACAUCAAUGAAACUACGGGGGAGGUGACCUUAGAACGGCCAAUUGAGGAGAUUGCAGCGAUCUCUCACGCUGGUGCCCCAAUACUCCUCACGGUGGUAGCUGAGGAAGUGAGGUUGUCACGCGAGGAACCCGAAGCUAUGUCCUCAACUGUACAACUCGCCUUCAUACUGCCUGAACGAGAAAACUCACCGCCGUACUUUGAGAAUCAGUUCUACAUCACAUACUUAGACGAGAACGCUCCUCAAGGCACAGCGCUGACGUUCAGUGAUCCAUACAUACCACAAGUCAAUGACAACGACGCUGGCAAGAAUGGUGUGUUUUCUCUCUCGUUGGUCGGCAACAAUGGAACCUUCGAGAUCUCGCCAACCGUCGCCGAGAGACACGCCCAAUUCAUCAUCAAAGUGCGGGACAACACCAUGCUUGAUUUCGAAGCUAGGAAGUCUGUUAUAUUUCAGAUUCUGGCUCAAGAGCUGGGUCCUGCAACGAAUCUGUCAGCGACAGCGAACGUGACAGUAUACCUCAAUGACGUCAAUGAUAACCCGCCAAUAUUCCUGGCGCAAUCGUAUGACGUGGAAAUACCAGAGAACGUCACAGCCGGUACCAAAGUCGUACAAGUCGCAGCAGAUGACGUCGAUACCGGCGCGUUCGGCAAAAUACAGUUCACUGCCAUAUUAGGAUACCUCAACACUUCCCUUCACCUGGAUCCUUUAUCGGGAGUCAUAACUGUCGCCACAAACAAUCAUGGCUUCGAUCGCGAAGCUAUGCCAGACCUGCAUUUCUUAGUAGAGGCUAGAGAUAAUGAUGGAGUAGGUUUAAGAGUAACAGUGCCAUUAAUUAUUAAGUUGCUAGAUGUAAAUGAUAACCCACCAGAGUUUGAGAGGUCGCUUUACGAGUUUGUGCUGUCGCCGAGUCUGAAUAAUUUCACUUCGGCAGCAUUCGUGAAGGCAGUUGACAGAGAUUCCGAACCACCAAAUAAUAUAGUCAGAUAUGAAAUAAUACAGGGAAAUGGAGAUGGAAAAUUCGCAAUCAAUGAAGAGACAGGUGAACUGUAUCUUCUAGAAGCGUUGAAAAGAACAAAGAAACAAAACGUUCACAGACGAAGACGUCAAUCUGAUGAUCAAGAAGAAAGCGAAGUAUUUGUUCUCACAAUCAGAGCUUACGAUCUAGGUGUUCCUAGAUUGUCUUCUACAACAGUAGUGAAAAUAUAUCCUCCAGAAAGUAAGACUAGGACAAUGUCCUUCAUAGUACCUGGUGCUAAUCCUGAUAAGAAGAAAUUAGAAGAGGUACUAAGUACGCUUUCUGGAGGCAAAGUAUCGAUCAUUGAUAUCAAGCCUUAUAAAGGUGGUUAUAAUGGUGCAACAGAUUUGAACGGUCAGGAAUCUAGUCAAGAAAAGAGUGAAGUGAUCGCUGUAGUGCGUAUGACCGGUAAUACUGCCAUUAACGUAGCCAAACUUCAAGAACAAUUGGCAAAGAAUGUCACAAUAUAUACGACAGGCACCAACUCUGGUGGUGUCAUUAACCCUGGAUCAGGAACAGGAUCAGAAUCGGGGUCAGGAAAAUCUGAUCAGACAGCUGAUAGCAACGAUUCUGGUCUAUACAGAGCAGAAAGCAGACUUCUGUUCUGGUUACUAAUAUUGCUGGCGAUAUUGGUAGCCAUAAUACUGUUACUUCUUAUAUGCUGCUGCAUAUGCGAAGGCUGUCCACUUUAUAUGCCUCCAAGGAAAAGAGUGAUACGUGUCAACUCCACAGAGGACGACGUGCAUUUAGUGGUGCGCGACAAGGGACUUGGGAGGGAAAACAAGUCGACGCAAAAUUUAGAAAAUAAGUCCAUACAAGCUAAUGAGUGGAGGAGGCGCGAGGCAUGGAGUGCCGAACAGGCAGACUUGAGGACGAAACCGACCCAGUGGAAGUUCAAUAAACGCAACCACAGAUCCAAUAAAGAGCCAUCUAAACCAGCUUCAACGCCAGGAGACAUUCAUCAAGAAUUCGUACACACGGCUGCUGACAAUGAUUAUAGAUAUAACGACAAUCGACAAUCUUUCCGCAGAGACGGGCCCAACAUUAUUUACACGAAAGAGAUGCAACUACAAGAAGCUUUUGCUAAUAAACACAAAGAAUACAUCGAAGACCUAGAAAAUGGUUACGAUAGAAUAGCUACACUUCAUUAUCAACGCAGAGAACAAGACAACGAUUCCAUUCGAAGACAUGAAAUAGAUCGCGGUUCUGAAGUCGGAGUCUUCCUUAAGUCUGAUGCUGAUAAGAACAUACACGAUAAGACUGAUAAAACUAAACGUGAAUAUCCAGAGAAACUGCGCGCCCCAUCUUCUCAAGGCAGGGAUCAAUAUUUUAUUAAAGAAGGAAAUACAGAAAUAUUAAGAUUAGUAACUAGAGGUAAGAAUGAGGAAGAACGUUAUGUUAAUUUACCUGUUCCACAACAACGACCAGUUACGCUUAUACCACAUACACAAUACGUUGUAGUUGAUAGUGGGAAAAACUUGCUAAUGGAAAGGUUUAUAAGAGAACAGGGAGAAGAAGCAAAAAACAUUAGAGAUCGGAUGAGUAAAGUCACUGAUUUAGAUAACAUAUCGAAUGGAAAAGAUGCGAAGAGCUAUGGACAAAGGUCACAAGUAGGAAGUGACGUUCCGAAUCAAUUCAAUGAGUAUACUAACCUUCAGCCUGAAGUACCAGGUACGGUACCGCUGAAAGCAGACUACUUACAAUCUGCAUUAUUAGAAAUGCAAAACAAGUCAACUAUUCAUCAAGAGUUACUAGAAUCAUCACUCAGAAAACAAAAUGAACUUUUACACCAAAUAUUAAUUGAACGAGAAAGGAUGUUACAAAAUCAUGAAACCGCUUCUCAAGUCGAGAGUAAGCUAGAAACCCAGAGCUUGCCUGGACAUUCCGUUAUGGCAACUCAAACAGAAUGUCAUAUUGGCACACAAACUGAACCACAGCUUAUGAAACCAACUCGAAGAAAAGCAAGAAGUGACAACGAUUCAUACAGUGAAGAUGAAUCAGAAAUGGUAGUCGAAGAUGAAACUAAAAAAGUAGCGUGGGUGAAAAAGAAAAAGCCUAAGAAAAAAUUAAAACACAAAGAUCCUAGAAGAAGCAUGCGAGUAUACGAUUUAAGUAGAAAAAUAAAAACGCCAAUCCUCGAAGAAAGUGAAGUCUCUCCUUCAUUGGAAAGCGAAAAGCAUGUAAAAAUAAGUAAAACCAAUGAGAGAGAAGAACACAUUAGGAAUUACGGCGACAUGACAAAAAGUACAGUCACCACUUCUAAGAAUGAAACUGUGUCUUCUACUCAGAUAAAAAUUUCAGAUAGUGACCGAAAGUCAAGACUCAGAAGAGACGUUUUAAUGGAGAUUUCUGAUUCAUUGGAUGAAAAAGUGGAAUCUGAUUUCGGUGAAAGAAGGUUGAGAUUACAGAAACAAUUCUCUGUGACCACUGAUGAUAUGCCAUUGAAAAGUCCUCUUGCCAUUGAACAUGAAAGUAAUGACAGUAAAAGUAGAAGCAGCUCGGCUUCCAAAGACAAUCGAAAUUUAGUAUUUUCUAGACAGGGUUCAUCAACGGAAGCACGAGAAAUAGCAGCUGAACACUCCUCGACAAAAUUAUCAGAUGUAGAUGCACAUUCAAUUAAAUUAGAUAGUUCAAGUAACGUAGAACCCAAUAGCAAAAGAGGUAACGAAGCUAGUGAGUCAACAAAAUCAUCAGAAAGUGCAAAACCAACACAAAAAAGUUUGCCUCGUUACAUGCAGUGGUAUGGUAAGAAAUCAACUGCUGCUAAACCCCCACCUGCUGAAAAAGUGGUGCCCAAUAAACCAAAACGUCCAUCUAAAACAAAAAACGAAGACGAUAAAGACAAAGCAGGUCGAUAUGGAAAAAUUAUGAGCAAAGACACUCAAGGCGAUUCAGAGGUAAAAAAAAACUUCAAAUCAAAAGAAAAUGAGUUCAUUCAUCCACGAAUACUGAAAGAAGAAAAGGUGACUCCUGUACCAGAAGGUCCUUUACCAGAUGUUCAUCCAUUACUUCAACAUUCUGAACACAGGUAUGAACAUCAAUAUGAAAAUCAAAAUCCAUUGUGUUACAUUCAGCCUACGCAUAUUCCAAAAUAUUUAGGACAGCAACCGAUGCCACGAAAAUUGGCACCAGAACAACAACCUAUUUAUGUAAAUCAAGACGAUGUCAAAGAACCUAAACAGGAUAUCAUGGAAAGUGCGUUGACACACAGUAUAUCGAUAUCUACAAGCUAUGAAGAAGACCGCAAAAAUCCAGAAGUGCACGUGUCUAAGAUAAAUAUAGGUGGUGAUAAUGUGCCUGAUAUAACUCAUAGAACAAAGAUAGAUGAUAAUGAUUCAGGUAUUGCUAUGAAUACGUUGGUACAACAGAACAAUAUGAAGAGAUUGCCAAUAACAGAGAAGAAAAGUGUGUUCACGAUCGCGUACGACGAUGUUCAGACCAAACAGUUACGACCAGACAGUAGUUCUACAUCUUAUUAAAUUAAUUCACUUUUUACAUAAAACCUGUAUCCGUCGAUUGAGUGCCUUAAAAUCAUUGUAAAUUUAGGAUAGUCUCAAAGAACUAAUGCCUUAAUACUUAAAUGGCUCAAAAUGAUCAGAUAUUAAUUUAAUGUAGAUAGUUCUGUGUAAAAUGAUAUAGAUGGCAUGAUACUCAACUACUACGUAAGCGUUUCAGUAUUCAGGCGUUAGCCAGUAAUCCGUCCAAUGUUAAAAGUAUUAAAUUAUUUGAUAAAGAGUUAAAAGUACUUUACGCUGAAGUUUUGAAUACCAUUUUAGCUAAGAUUCAAAUACUUAGAGUAAAUUAGAUUAAGCUAGUUUCGUUAUACGUAUAGGAUUUUAGCUAAAAUGUAGAUAUUCGAAGAGAAAUCAGCGGACUUGUACUGUAAGUAAAACUUGAUACAACUGCCUUUGUUUAUUGACUGGUUUAUGAAGUAAUUUUAGAAUAUUUUCCUAUAAUAUUGUACAUAGGUCACACGUUGAGUAAUUAGAUGAUAUUUAAAUUAAUUGUAGCUUUAAUAAUGUCUCUUUGUAAAUAUUAUUUCUGUAAAACCUUACAAUGCAUUCUGAUACAGUGUGCAGUUCUAUAUUUGUUAUAAAAUAUAAAGUUAUAUAUUACA